Molecule: messenger RNA, 1284 nt
Organism: Paramecium octaurelia
Lineage: Eukaryota; Ciliophora; Oligohymenophorea; Peniculida; Parameciidae
Source: the annotation of a GenBank genome assembly
AUGUAAACAUUUGAGAUUGAAAAAAGAAUUUGUUAAGUUCAUAAAUUAGAAAUAGUAGUAGUUGAUUUGAAAUCAUAAACAAGAAUUGAUGACAAAUAUUUAUGCACAAGAUGUCUGGCUGAGAGAGUCGAUAAAGAAAAUAUGGCAUUGUUAAAUGAAGCUACAGAAAUGAUAUAAAGUAUGAAGACCCAAACUGAAAAACUUGCUAAGGAAGAGAAUGUUCUAAGAUUAAACAAUUUAAAACAAUUGUAAUCAUCCAUAAAAUCAUACAAAAACUAAAUCAAGAUAGAAAUUGAAAAAUUACUAUAAUUAAUUGAUCAAUAAGUGGAAUAAAUCCAAUUUGAAAUUGAAUCAAAGGAAUCCAAGUUAGAAUUCAAAAAUUAUGAUGAGGAAAUUCAAAUUCUAUCAAAACAUUAUAUAGGAAAUUUUAAUUAUAAUAUACCAAAAUAACUAACAUAUAAGGAAAAAGACUUAGCCCUUUUCCAAAUUAUUUAUGAAUCAUUGUAAUCUUAGUAAAAAUCGUAAAAUUUUAACUAAAUCAUGGAAUCCAUAGAAUUAAUAAAAUCUAGUGUACCAAUCAAUUAAUCUGCUAAUAUCAACUAAAUGCCUGCCAAAGAAUUUGAUCAACAUGUAAUUUGUAAUUAUUUAUAUUAGAAAACUCCUUAUCUUAAUUAGAUUUGUAAUAAACAUAACAAGGAAAUAAUUAUGUUAAACAUAAAUUAAACUGAACCAGAGUUUGGGAGGUUAGCAUGCGUAGAAUGUAUUGAAGAAAAUCCUAUUUAAUAUAUCAGUUUAAAAGAAGCAAACAAAAGAUGGAAUUCAUUUAUGGGUUAAUCAGAGGAUUUAAUUUCUAAACAUAAUUUUAAAAGAGAACAAUAAUUUAAUAUGGUUGCUCAAGAAGUUAAAUAACUAAAAGAUUAUUACAAUGAAUAAUUAUCAGAAAUGAUCAAAAAUAUAGAUUUAUAACUAACAAAGAAUAAUUCAGAUAUUUAAGAUUUCAUUAAAUUAGAGAAUAAAAAAAUAUUUGAGUUAGAUGAAAAAUAAGUUGAAAACAUGAUUAAUUUAUUGAGUUAAAAAGAUCAAAAUAAGAAAAUAUUGGAACAAUAAGAGAAAUAAGAUAGACUCGAUUAAUUAUUUUAUUAGNUUGUUUAAAGGAAUUCUUUAUUUUACAAAUACCGAUAAAUGCUAGUACAUUUGAGACAUUUAUUGAUUAAUAAUUGCUUCAUUAAGAAUAUUAAAUGUAAUACUAAAAAUAAUGCUAAAAAUAUAUAUUAAUAAAUAUGA